AUGUACGACCAGCCAUACCAUCAUCGAAAUAGACCAGCACCCAAUCACCAAAAUUUUCUCAGUUUCAGGGCUACUUCAAAAUCAACACCCAUUAGUGCCCCCUUCACCAAGCUGAACUCAACACCAACCACUCUGUAUUUAGACCCUCAUGAAGUAUCUACAACACUGGUUAUCCUAGAUGAUGUAUUUACUCAGUUACAAAAUGUUACCGAUGAGGUGGAGAAGCUAACACCGAUUGAUAUCCCUGCGCCAUAUCAAAUUACUCGAAACUAUGCAAGUAAAGAAUCCAACGACAGGAAUGAGAGGGAUGUGGCACCCAGGGAGUUUAAGCAAGUAAGCACUCCCAUAAGGUACGCGACACCAACGUCGAGACCAGUUACUGGGACUGCAACUGCACUACCACAACCACCACCACUGCGUCAUAAUGGCAUUUCAUUUAAAUCGGAAUUUUAUAAAUUACUUGGCCACUACAACUCAUUAAUGCAACAAGUGCUAGCUAAAAACAACGAUAUCAAUAUACUAAAGUACAAACUCAACCAGUCGGUCAAUACGCUCGUGCUUGAGCUUGGAAAUUUGCAUCCAAUGGAACAAGACAAUGAAUAUAAUGACAUGAGGAAAGAGGACAACGAACAUGAACUUGGUGGUGGUACAACCAUCAAUGAGCAAUCAACUGCAGCUAAAAAUCAAAGCUUAGGUCCAAGUGAGUACAAUUUCCAACGCAAGAUGGAUGAAAUUAGUAAGAAGUUGAUGGAGAUAUUCAAUCCGCAAGAAGAGUUUGAAUCGGUUAGUGUUGAUUCAACAACUAUUGAUUCGUAUAUUUUGCACAAGAAGAAGAAUAAGAAGAAAGUGAAAAGUUGA
Molecule: messenger RNA, 858 nt
Organism: Lodderomyces parapsilosis
Lineage: Eukaryota; Fungi; Ascomycota; Pichiomycetes; Serinales; Debaryomycetaceae
Exons: 1
Coding region: 1-858 (285 amino acids)
Source: RefSeq, a predicted model, not a curated record